AUGACUUGGCCACGCACAGGCUGUUACACGCCCACACAGCUACGACAUGUCGAGGAAAAUGGCAUUCAUGAUGCCGUUGUCGUUUCGAGUGACGCUGUCCUAAAGCUUGCAACAUUAGGCUAUGCUGAGACUUCGGACUACAUGGCAGUUUCAGAUUCUUAUGCCGAACAAUAUUAUUCUUCCAACUCUCCCAACAGCGCAAACCAAAGCAAUAACAGAUUGAUGAAAUGUCCACUUCACAAACACAUUCGAAACAAGGCGUGGCCCACAGUUAGUACUUUCAUUCAAAAGAAUCCACAACAGAUUGGUCAGCUCAACCGAAUGGGAUGGUCUUCUCUCAUUUUGGCCGUCUACCAUGACGCUCCAGUAUCGGUGAUUGCCGAAAUGUUGAGCCUCUUGACACCUGAUGAACGACGCGCCCUAUUAUCGACUCCGGUUCCCAAUGGGGCCCGGCUGUGUUUGCACUUUUGCGCUCGAUUUUCCAGCAAUGUGGAAACCUUUCGGCUGUUGGUAGAAGCCUAUCCGCUGGCAUUGGUGGUGCCCUCUGCGGAUGGGAAUCGGCCCUUGGAUCGGGCCAUUUAUUAUCACAAGGAUACUGAGAUUCUUCGGUAUUUGGAAGAGACGACCAAGAAACAACUUGCCUUUAUUGAUAAUAUCGAACUGAGACGAGUCAUAUUGGAUGCAUGUGCCUUGCAGUGGAAUCGAAUGCAGAGUAGUAACAACAAGCCUUUUCAUUUCAUCUUGCCAGUUGUUGACGACAAGACCAGGUUUGUGAUGGACAUUUUUGGAUAUGCCAAGGAACGAGAAAUGAUUGGCUUGUUUUGGGAAAUAUUGUCCUAUGUGGGAAUACCAGCAGGUCGACAGCAUCAUCAUAUUUGUUGA
Molecule: messenger RNA, 882 nt
Organism: Cylindrotheca closterium
Lineage: Eukaryota; Bacillariophyta; Bacillariophyceae; Bacillariales; Bacillariaceae
Source: the annotation of a GenBank genome assembly